CCUCCUUUGUGCAACAUAAACAAAUAACAAGAAAUGAAAAGCGUAUCUCCGUGCUAAAAAGAUUCAGCGGUGCAAGUGCAGUGCAGUGCAGUGCAGUGCAGCCCACUAAACAAAACCAGCUCGCUCGCGCGCAGUGAUUUAAGCUAUAAGCAAAUCCUAAUCCUCCUAACACACACACACACACACACACACACACAAUGAGCUUCAUCGACGAUGGCAUUGACCUAGACCCUUCAGACUUCGGCUCAUCGGUCCCUCUUAAAAAAGUCCCGAACGGCGACGUAUUCCAAGCUUCCCGCGCUGGCGACCUCGACCGUCUCCGCUACCUUCUCGAAUGCGGCGUUAACGUCAACGCCCGCGACCAAUGGGACUCCGUCGCACUCUACUAUGCUUGUCUCGCCGGUCACCUCGACGCCGCUCGUAUGCUUCUCGAAAGCGGUGCUAUCUGCUCCGAACAUACCUUCGACGGUGACCGUUGUCAUUACGCUGCUCUCAAUUUGAAGGUUCGUAAACUUCUCAAAGCGUUUGAAGCUCGCCCUCCUCCUUUGGACCCCUUGCAGUCUUCUCUUCGUGAUACUUUCUUCGCUUGUCCCGCUAAUUCGCUUUCCGGUGGCUUUCAGUUUCCUGGUAUUUCAUCCACUCAAGGAUCCAAUUCCAACUACUUUCCUCCAGAUGUGGUUUUUACUGUACAAGGAAGACCCAUUGAAGCUCACAGAGUCAUAUUAAGUGCAAGGUCACCAUUUUUCAAGAAAAAGUUUGAGACUGAUUGGAAAGAACGCAGUGAAAUAAGAUUUUCAAGGGAAAAGUUGUCCUAUCAUGCACUUUAUAGCCUUAUACAUUUCUUUUAUUCGGACAGAUUAGAGAUUGCUGUGGAUGACAUGGAAGAUCUUGUGAGAAUUUGCAAAGUAUGCAAAUGUGAAUCACUGCAGAAAAUUCUUGAGAAAGAAGUAAUUCAUCAAAAAUAUGCAGAGUAUAAAGCAUUGAUAGAUGAUGACAAUUCUCAGAAACGGUAUAUUUUACAGGGUCUAUCCCUUCCUGAAGAAGAUAGGCUUCCUGCAGCCUUGCGCAGAAUCCUUUUGACAGCCCUUUCAAAUUCCACUCAUGAAAAUGGUCAAGAUAGCGGAAUCGAUAAAUUGGUAUCUAGGAUGGAUGCCAUGAAUAUGGCUAAAUCUCUAGAUGAUCUGGCUGAUGUUUGUAUCAGAGUUGAUGGCAAAAAUUUUCGAUGCCAUAAAGUUAUUCUAGCAUCGAGGUCAGAAUAUUUCAAAGCAAGAUUAUCACGUAUGAAGGAUUUCCACGAAGGGAAAGAUGAAUUAUAUAUUGACUUCCUUCCUUGCCUUGAAGAACAUGACAUGAGUAUGGAAUCAUUUGAGAAAAUGAUUGAAUAUAUGUACACUGAUCGAUUGCAUGAAAUAAAUCCAGAUCAGGCUGAAGAAAUGUUCGAUAUUGCUUCUAGAUACUUAAUGUUUCCUCUUAAGCGUGCGGUGGCUGAUGUCUUGUUACCACACUUGGAAAUGGUGUCACCCGAAGAACUUUGCAAUUGGUUAAUGCUAGCGGACAUGUAUGGUGUUUUCAAGAUUCGGGAACACUGUCUAGACACCAUUGCCUGUAAUUUUGAAACAUUUGCUGAUACUAAAGAAUUCCGGGCAAUGCUGUUGACUUUGCCUGCACCAUCUGGAGAUUCAUCUCUUCGUACCACUGUCCCGAGCAUUCCUGGAUCUGCCCUGAAUAAUGAUCAAGGAAAUCUUCUUGAUGAUUUACGUGACAAAUGGCUUGAAAUUGAAGCUGCUGAGCUUGACGAGAGAGAUGAGAGUGCUUUGCAAUUUGACAAGUGCCUUGAGAUGCUUUUGAUUGUUGCAGAGCAAGAAAAAUCAUCAGGAAAUGCUGAUUCGGAAGGUAUUAAUGCUAUCACACGCUUGACUUUCUCUCCAAUCACACCUGUAGUUUCAGGUGAAGAAAAAGAACCGUAGAUUUCUGAACCCUGUUUUCUUGAAAUGUAUAGAUUUUUUAGAUAAUCGCGGUGGUAGUUUAAUUUAGAGAUAGCAUGAUACUAAGUUAGGUUGCUUGGAGUGGUUAAGUUGGUUUUUAGUAACUGAAGUUGCUCGGGCAUUCAUUGAUUCAUAAAGUUCUAUUUAUAUUAUUAUUAUUACACGAUAGUCUUGACAUUUUGAUUGCUUACAUGAUUGUGUGCUUGUUCUAA
This is a messenger RNA of Cicer arietinum (chickpea), 2197 nucleotides long. Its product is annotated as BTB/POZ domain-containing protein At2g04740. Gene Ontology annotation, cellular component: cytoplasm; ubiquitin ligase complex. The record is from RefSeq and is a predicted model, not a curated record. Gene Ontology annotation, molecular function: protein binding. NCBI's taxonomy places the organism in Eukaryota, Viridiplantae, Streptophyta, Magnoliopsida, Fabales, Fabaceae.